Messenger RNA from Pichia membranifaciens NRRL Y-2026, 1248 nucleotides. RefSeq lists its product as hypothetical. Gene Ontology annotation, cellular component: mitochondrion. The transcript has a single exon. The record is from RefSeq and is a predicted model, not a curated record. Bases 1 to 1248 code for a protein of 415 amino acids. Gene Ontology annotation, molecular function: homocitrate synthase activity. NCBI's taxonomy places the organism in Eukaryota, Fungi, Ascomycota, Pichiomycetes, Pichiales, Pichiaceae.
AUGUCUGCAACGAACCCCUACGCACCAAACCCUAGUGAUUUCAUAUCCAACGUGCCGAGAUUCGAGGUGAUCGACUCGACGUUGAGAGAAGGUGAACAGUUUGCCAACGCCUUUUUCACGCUUGAGAACAAAAUCAAAAUUGCCAAGGCUUUGGACGACUUUGGCGUAGACUACAUAGAGCUGACUUCUCCAGUGGCCUCCGACCAGGCCAGAGAGGAAGUUGAGGCGAUCUGCAAGUUGGGCUUGAAAUCCAAAAUCUUAACACACAUCAGAUGCCACAUGCACGAUGCGAGAGUCGCUGUGGAGACUGGCGUUGACGGUGUCAAUGUUUUCAUUGGUACCUCGAACUUCCUUAGACAGCAUUCCCACGGUAAGGACAUGUCGUAUAUCACCAAGGCUGCCAUUGAAGUUAUAGAGUUCGUCAAGUCCAAAGGCCUAGAGGUAAGGUUCUCAACGGAAGACUCCUUCAGAUCCGACAUCGUCGACCUUCUCAACAUAUAUACCACUGUGGACAAGAUCGGGGUGAAUAGAAUCGGUAUUGCAGAUACCGUCGGGGGUGCCAACCCAAGACAGGUAUACGAGCUCAUCAGAACGAUCAAGUCGAGUGUGAGUUGUGAGAUCGAAACCCACUUCCACAACGAUACCGGCUGUGCCAUUGCCAACGCAUACACCGCCUUGGAGGCCGGUGCCAAAUACAUCGACACCUGUGUCUUGGGUAUAGGUGAGAGAAACGGUAUCGUGCCAAUCGGAGGGUUCAUGGCCAGAAUGGUUGUCUCUGCUCCAGAGUACGUCAAAUCCAAAUACAAGUUGAACAAAAUCAGAGACCUUGAGAAUCUCGUGGCAGAGAUCGUCCAGGUGAAUAUACCUUUCAACAACCCAAUCACGGGUUUCUGUGCAUUCACUCACAAAGCCGGCAUCCACGCAAAGGCUAUUUUGGCAAACCCCUCCACCUACGAGAUCUUGAAUCCUACCGACUUUGGAUUGACGAGAUACAUCCAUUUCGCAAACCGCUUGACUGGAUGGAACGCAAUCAAGGCGAGAGUGGAACAGUUGAACCUGAACCUCACUGACGACCAGAUCAAGGUGGUUACUAAUCAAAUCAAGCAGAUGGGCGAUGUCAGGCCAUUGGGUAUCGAGGACGUUGACUCCAUAAUUAAGGCCUUCCACGCCAAGGAGAAGGACAACACCAGCAACGCAAACGAAAACGAAAACGAACAACCAGGUGCCAAGAGACAAAGGGUCGAUUGA